GUGGUGGGAAGCAGAGCUGGGGUUUCUGCGCCUUCUAGAAGGAGGCCUUUGCAUGUUUCCGCUUGUUAAAAUGGCCAUGUGAGAUAAAGUCUGUGGUUUCCUCUGAGCGUGUGAGAGAGGGGGCAGAAGCAGCAGGGGCUGCAGAGCUGCAGCUGCUCUCACCAGCGAGCCUCCCACGAGAUGGAAGCUGCUGGGGAGACCCCCGUGGGGACCCUCCCUGGGGAAGAGAACCCCCAGAUGGAUCUGUCCCACCGAUUCUCCAAGAGAGAGCUGACCCUGCUCUACGAGGAGGUCCUCUACACCAUCCGGCACCGCUUGGGAAAGCCUGAGCACCACCACGUCAUGGAUUCCCAGGAGCUCUAUGCCUAUGUUCAAAAGGCUUUUGGCAUGGAUGAAGAGGAGCACAGUGUCAUCAUGCAGCAGGUCAAGGAACUGGAGAGCCCAGUUUUCUGCCUGAAAGCAACUGUGAAGGAAGCCAAGGGGAUUUUGGGUAAAGACGUCAGUGGGUUCAGUGACCCUUACUGCCUGCUGGGGAUCAGGACCAAGAACCAGGAGCUUGCCAACCCUGACCACAAGAAGCGGAUGAAGGCUGUGGUCAAAGACCUCAUCCCUGAAGACCAGAUCCAUCGCACACAAGUUAUAAGCCAGACCCUCAGCCCGGUGUGGAAUGAGACGUUUAUCCUGGAGUUUGAAGACAUGGAGACAGCCAGCUUCCACCUGGACAUGUGGGACUCGGAUGUGGUGGAGUCAGUGCGGCACAAGCUGGGGGAGCUGACAGACCUCCACGGCCUCAAACGGAUCUUUAAAGAUGCUCGCAAAGACAAAGGGCAGGAUGAUUUCCUGGGGAAUGUGGUCCUUCACCUGAAGGAUCUGCACUGCUGGAAUGACCGAUGGUACCAGCUGGAGCCACGAACAGAGACGUACCCAAACCGGGGACAGUGUCACCUGCAGUUCCUGCUUACACACAAGAAGAGGGCCACCACGAGCAGUCGAACACAGCCAAGCUACACUGUCCAUCGCCACCUCCUGCAGCAGCUGGUGUCAUAUGAGAUCCUUCAGCACCAGGCUGGCAGCAUUGCCUGGGACGGGGAGCUGAGCAGGCAUGCCAGCACCGUGCUGUACCUGCAUGCCACACAGAAAGAUCUCUCUGACUUCCACCAGGUCAUAGUGAGGUGGCUGGCAUACAGCAAGCUCUACCAGAGCCUGGAGUUCAACAGCAACUGCCUGCUCCAUCAGAUCACCAGCAUCGAGUACCAGUGGGUGCAGGAGCGCCUGAGGCCAGAGCAGAAAGCAGAGGUGGCCGAGUCCUUCCAGUCCUUGCUGACUUAUGGGGUUUCCCUCAUUCGGAGGUACCGCAUCAUUUUCCCACUUUCUGUCCCAAGGUCCACAGAGAGACUCCAGUCCCUGCUCCGAGUCCUGGUCCAGAUGUGCAAAAUGAAAGCUUUCCAUGAGCUGUGCACACCCAACCCCAACCUCCCCCACAUGGUCUCCACAGCACUGAAGUCAGGCACAACAGAAUGGUUCCAUAUGAAGAAGCAGCACCUCAAGCCCAUGGUGAAGAGCAUGGAGGAGAACGGCAAAGCCUUGUCCAGACUCCUCCUGGAGGUGUUAGGAGAUCUCCAACAGUGCCAAAAAAUUUGGAAUAGAAUUUUCAUCAGCACCUUGAGGUUGAAUCUCUUCUCCAUCGCCUACCUGGAGCUGGAGAUGCUGGUCGCGGAGCAUGUCCAGGAGCAGCUACGUGAGGUCAACAGCAGUAUGUCCAAACCCACAGCCGAGAGCCUUUUCCAGCUCUACAUGAACCUCCAGGAGCUCUAUCGGAUGAAGGACUUCCUCCCUAAGAGGGAUGGACCUCUGGCUCUGAACAAUUUCCACCAGUGGUUCAAGGAAGGUGUUCCCCAGUGGCUGCAGAAGGCCUACACCAUUGCUCUGGAGAGGGCACAGAGAGCUGUCCAAAUGGACCAGUUGACACCUUUUGGGGAGCACAACAAGCACAGCACCUCCACUGUUGACCUGUCCACCUGCUACGCCCAGAUUGUGAAGACCUGGCAGCAGCUCAACUGGCCAGACCCUGAGGAAGCCUUCAUGAUCAUGGUGAAGCUUGUGGAGGACAUGUGUAGGAUUGCCCUGAUGUACUGCCGGCUCAUCAAGGGGAGGGCUGAGGCUCUGUCGCUGCACAAGCAAAAUGAGGGUGAAGAGGCCAACAGGCUCUGCAUCGUGGUGAACAACAUCAAGCAGCUGCGGCUGCUGAUGCUGAAGCUGCCGUCGCAGCUGGACUGGGUGCAGCUGGAGCAGCGCACGGGAGCCGUCAUUGACCGGCAGCAGAUCCAGCACACGCUGCACAACCAGCUCGACAGCACCAUCUCCUGCCUGGAUCACGAGGUCCAGGAGGUGGUGCAAACCCUGGCCACCAAGCUGGAAAAGGGCAUUGCCAGACACAUCCAGGAGCUCUCAUCUUCUAAUGACACCAGGGAGCCUGAGGAUUCCAUCAUCCCCCUCAUGAAGUUUCUGGAGUCGGAGCUGCAGUAUCUCAAUGAGCAUCUGGUCCAGGAGAACUUUAAAAGCCUCCUCACUCUUCUCUGGCAUCACACCUUGGCCGUGCUGUCAGCAGCCAUGGGGCAGCAGGUCCCCUCAGCCCAGUGCUGCAAGAAGCUGCUCUGUGCCCUGAAGAGCCUGGAGCUGUGCUUCCACGCCGAGGGCUGCGGGCUGCCGCUGCACAUGCUCCACACUGCAGUCUUCCAGUCGCUGGAGACCCGCCUGGACCUCUGCUCUGCCACCAGCCGCAAACUCAUCCAGAAAUACUUCAGCAAGAGGAUCCAGCAGCAGCUGGACACCAGCUCAGAGAAGUACGGGGCUGUGACCAUCAAAGCACUGUACUGCCCUUCAGAGCAGAAACUCCACGUGGAAGUGCUCAAUGCUGUCAACCUCAUCCCUUUGGACUCCAAUGGCUCCAGUGACCCCUUUGUCCAGCUCACCUUGGAGCCCCGGCAUGAGUUCCCCGAGGUGGUGGCCAGGGCCACCCAGUGCAAGAGGAAUGAGCUGCACCCCCUCUUUGAUGAAGCCUUUGACUUCUUGAUCCCCGCCGAGAAGUGCCAGCAGGAGGGAGCCUGCCUUCUCCUGACCGUGUUUGACUACGACAUGCUGGGGGCCAACGACCUGGAGGGUGAAGCCUUCUUCCCCCUCUGCCACCUGCCUGGCCUCAGCCCCGAUGAGGACCCUGCUGAUGCAGGAAGGGUGCCCCAGACCCGCCUGCCCCUCACGCACCCCAAAGCCACCGGAGAUGAGAUUCUCCAGCUGCUGGAGUCCAGGAAGGGGGACAAAGAGGCUCAGGCCUUUGUCAAGCUCCGCAAGCAACGAGCCAAGCAGUCCAAGGAGACAGAAUGAGGAAGAGGGGCCUGAA
Messenger RNA from Neopsephotus bourkii (Bourke's parrot), 3397 nucleotides. RefSeq names its product unc-13 homolog D (gene UNC13D). The record is from RefSeq and is a predicted model, not a curated record. The transcript has 32 exons. Lineage: Eukaryota; Metazoa; Chordata; Aves; Psittaciformes; Psittacidae. The coding region runs from base 181 to 3381 and encodes 1066 amino acids.